AUGUCUGAUGAUGAUGAUGAUGAUGGAGUGGAGCCACAAAUUGAGGAUGUCAAUGGAUACUACUUUGAGGAUGGUGAAGGGGAACCUGUUUGUUUCAGUAUCUUGCCUUUCCAGUUUGGUGAGAAUGAUAACGAGGCAGAUUUCUCCAGGAAGAAUGUUUUUUUGCACGGAUUUGCGGAUAAAAGUCUUCACGUGUACAAGGAGGUGGUAGCUUGGAAGAUAAGGCUUGACAGUGAGCAGCCCAACCUCUAUGUGCUUUCUAUUCAGCACAAGUGGAUAAAGCUGUUGAAACCACGAAAAUGCUAUGGAGAGUUCGUUCGAUCAAUAUUGAUUACGGUGCAAAUGCUCCACUUUGUUCUGAGAGGGGGGCAAAGAAGUUCUUUGAAUCACCUUUGGGAUCACCUUGAUGAAGUUUUUGGUAAAUACAAUCCUAAAUCUGUGGCGGAUGACUUGAUGAAGCACCAUAACCUAAUCAAGUUGUUUGUAGAGAAAGAUCAAACAUCGAUGAAGUCAAAGAUUCUGCAAAGGCUUAUUGAGAAUGGCUUUGCGAGAACUAAAAAGUAUGAGAAGGUUAACACAAGGGGAAAUAAGGUUAACGUUAAAGAGAUAACAGAAGCGAAAGGUAGCAGACAAAAGAGAAAGGGGAAGAUAGAUGGCAGUGGCCACCAAUUCAGCCUAAUUGCAGCUAGAUCCACCUUGCUUAAUCCUUCUAAGCCUCAUUCCCUAAUCAUAGCAGUCUCUCUUAAAUUGUCUCCCAAUUUGAACACAAUUGGUAUAGGUGAGCUAUGGACAAAGAUGCAAUGA
Molecule: messenger RNA, 804 nt
Organism: Miscanthus lutarioriparius
Lineage: Eukaryota; Viridiplantae; Streptophyta; Magnoliopsida; Poales; Poaceae
Source: the annotation of a GenBank genome assembly